Molecule: messenger RNA, 1459 nt
Organism: Vidua macroura (Pin-tailed whydah)
Lineage: Eukaryota; Metazoa; Chordata; Aves; Passeriformes; Viduidae
Gene: HSPB2
Product: heat shock protein family B (small) member 2
Exons: 2
Coding region: 82-627 (181 amino acids)
Biological process (GO): response to heat; protein refolding
Molecular function (GO): structural constituent of eye lens; protein folding chaperone
Source: RefSeq, a predicted model, not a curated record
AGAAGGAAGGAAAGAAGGAAAGAAGGAAGGAAAGAAGGAAAGAAGGAAGGAAAGAAGGAAGGUGCCCGUCCUGGACACGCCAUGGCCGCCCGCACCGUGCCCCACGCCUACCCCAUGAGCUCCGAGUAUGAGUUCGCCAACCCCAGCAAGAUCUACGACCAGAACUUUGGAGAAGGUGUGUCCCCAUCGGAGAUUUUAGCCCCUGCCCUGUACCACGGCUACUACAUCCGGCCCCGGAUCAACAAGCAGCUGGAGAGGGGCACCUCGGAGAUCUGCCUGAACGAGCACAAGUUCCAGGUGUUCCUGGACGUCUGCCAGUUCCUGCCCGACGAGCUCAGCGUGCGCACCGUGGACAACCUGCUGGAGGUGGCGGGGCAGCACCCGCAGAAGGCUGACCGCCACGGCUUCGUCUCCAGGGAGUUCACCAGGACCUACAUCCUGCCCCUGGACGUGGAUCCCUUGCUGGUCAGGGCCACCCUGUCCCACGAUGGCAUCCUGAGCAUUGUGGCUCCCCGGACGGGCAAGGAGGUGAAGGCCAGAGUCAACGAGGUGAAGAUAACCCAGCAGGAGCAGCCAGUGGGGAAAGAAGAACAGGCUGAGGAAGGAAAAGAGAAGGAAAAAUCCUAAAGGCUGCAGAUCUGGGAAGGUGGGGGGGACAGGGAUGGGGAAUCCGCAGUGCCAGACCCCUGUUUCUCACCAUCAGUGUUUAGCAGGGCGCUGAGGCAGCCACACUUCUGCUGCUCGAGGCUGAUGGCUGGGAACAAAAGGGACCUGGAACUGGAAAAAAGGAGUGGGACUGAAGUGUGAGUGUGAGUGACUGUAAUGCAAGUUUUCUCCUAGGCCAGGUGACCGUGAAGGGAGCUCUGCUCUCACCCAGGGUCACUCCUACCCUGAACUGUGAGGCUGUGUCUCAAUGGACUGCGCUCCAGUCCAGAAGGGCACUGGGAAGACAGAAAAGGGGAUCCCAGUGCCUGGCUUCUGAGCUGGAGGCUGAGAUUCGUGGCUGUGCAAGGUGGGUGUUGCUCUGUAAAAGCGCCUGCAGCAAUCAGGAGGAGAGGGGAAUAAAUCUGCCUCUGCUCUUGUCUUGUUUGCCUUGGAUUCGUGUUGCUCCUGUGCAGCAGGAAGGAUGGACAGUGCCCAGCUGGGGCUGAGCUCACCUGUGGAAGUGGCACCAGUGGGGACAUGGAGGGACUGUGGCCACCUCUGGGCCUCACCCCCUGGCCCAGCUGCUGGUUUAGGGAGCCCAGAGUGAAGUGACCUCAAGGACAAGGUGAGGAGUGAUGAGCCCUUGGAAGGUCCCUGAGCAUCUCCAGAGCUGCAGCUGGAAUGAGCCCGAGUUAAUGGGGCACAGAUUAAUGCCCAGCCACAGCCUGUGCCUGCUCAGCCCUUUAGUUACAUCCUUCCCACACAGACCUUUGUGGUGAGGGGACUGAACCCAAAACACUGAAGGGAGAGGCUC